GACCUCUUCACAAAAUCACUCCCUACCUCGGUAUUCAGAAAACACAUCCAUAACAUUGGGAUGCGCCAUCAGAAGGAUCUAUGACUGUUCAUUCGAGGGGGAGCUUACGUAGUUGUACUCUUUUUACCUUACUAUGGUUUUUCCCAUUGGGUUUUCCUGGAAAGGUUUUUAACGAGGCAACAAAGACGUUAAGCGAGAGCGGAUAGUGACACCGGCCCCCAAGGGAGAGUGUUACGAAAGUAAACAAAAGCGGCCACCGUAAUGUUUGAAAUAAUUAAAGAUGUGGGUCCCGCUGCACUAUUUGCACAGUAAAUUUUCUUCUAUAUAUACGAACGUUUGCGUUCGUUUAUAAUGCACACCUAAAAACACUUCUAUUCUAUUCUCUCUCUGUAUCAGUGUUAUUUCUUUCUACGGGUAUAAAAUUUUGCCCUUAUUUAAAUUCCUGCGAUACAAAUAAAUUCCAGUUCUUUUUAUAACAAUCAUCAAUUAAUUAAUUCAGGUUCUAUCUCGUACGUAUUAAAAUAUCAUCAACAAAUUAGUUAAGCUUCUGCCGGGUCAAUUAAAAAGAAACAAAAUUAUUUCAAAAAUAUAUGUCGAUUAUAUGGAUCAUAUAUUGAUCUUUGAUAAUCUAAUCCAAUCAUAAUAUUUAAUAUUAUAAUUAAUUAUACUAAAAAUCAAAAAUUUAAAGUAUGAUUGUCAAUUGAUCGAAUCUAAAAUAAUUAAACUGAUACCACAUUUAUUCAAAGUUCUCUAUCUAAUACAUCGGUGUAUAUAAUAUUUCAUUGAGAUAUAUAACAAAGUUUACUAUGUUCCGCUCCAGUUCAGCAAGUCGUUAAACAAAGUUGACUGAUGUACCUAACCGGUUCUUAUAAGUCUUUAAACUUGACCGGAACUAAAUCCUUGUUUUCCUGCUAUUAAUUUAUUUGAGAAACAUAGAUUAAGAAUCGAGUCCACGUAAGGCAUUCCCUUAUUUCCACGAGGUAAAUGUCAACAAAGAUCAACAAUCGCCACCACUAUAUUUCAAAAUAUUUUCCACUAUAAAUACCACCAUCGCCACAGCAAAUAUCAUCAUCAAAUAGUUCAGGUUCUAUCUUAUCUGCGUAAAUAAGGAUUUUAAAGAAAAAUAGAAAUCCAUCUCUUUUAUUCAAGUCGUACCUCUUCUAUUAUUCUUCAGAUAACCAUGAAAACAAGUCGUGCAUUGAUACUUUCAUUAAUAUUUCUUCUACUAAUAGGGUUCUACCUUCCGGCAAACGAAGCGCUUAGGUUUUUACCAAAAGAACGUCUUGGCAAUUUACAGUUUCUACAAAGAGGUGAUCUGCCUCCUUCCGAUCCGUCAAGCUGCACACACAUCCCCGGAGGCCACGGGCCGCCUUGCCCAGUCCAAUAACGCCAUUUUGCUGGCCGCGGGCAGGGUGGUAUUGCCAUGAAAUGGACUUAAUUAUGUCCUACGACAUGUUCAUAUAUAGUCACAUCUGCCCAUAGAGUACUUUUAUAAUAAGUCAUUGUUAUGUUACUUAUGAUUCAAACUGUAUAGUGUUGUUUUUUAUUCUUAUGAUUCAUUUGUUCGUUCAAAAAAAAAAAGAUUCAUUUGUUCAAUUUCGAAAUUGUAUAAUAAAUUUUAAUCUUUUAUUGAUUUAUACUCUUAUCAGUUGAGAUUGAAUGAAAAAUCACAGUUGUGAGAAAAUCUCACAUUGGAGAAUUAGACAAAUAGUGUCUAAUAUAUAAGAGGAUGUUUAACUCUAAUUAGUACGAAGUCUUUUGGGAAGGAGCUCAAAAGUAAAUCCAUGCGGGUCAAAGAAACUCAAAGUGGAUAAUAUCGUGCUAAUCGGAUAAUAUAGAGUUGAAUAUGGGUUCACACAAUUCCAACAACUGGCAUCAGAGCGGUUGACAAGAAAUCUGCAAAAAAACCAAAAAUAUCUUUCGAAUAGGAACCUUUUGAGAAGGAAAGCAAAAGUAAGAACAAAAAUAUCUCUUAACUAUAUCAACAUUCUUGUUUUUGUUUAUAGUGAAUUGAUUUCCUUCAUUCAUCUCUCAAUUUUAAAAAAUCAAAUAUCCAUUUGGAUGCAGAUAUAUAUCUGAUACUAUUGUGAAACUUACUUUUAUCUCUAAGGAUGACAAAAUUGAACCUAGCUAAUAGAGAAAGGUUAAUUUGACUUGUUAAUGAAGAUGGAGUCGUGAAGGAAACACAUUAGACUGAUAUUCUCUAUAUAAGAAUCGUACACGUCAUUCUCAUAUAAAUAUUUCAAUUACGAUAAGCUUGUUUUGCCUUUUUUGUGGAAACGCCUUUGCAAUAUAAGCUUGUUUUGCAUUCUAUCUAAUGGUAUUCCUCGUAGAAUUGCUUCCGGCUUCACAUACAUUUUUGAAAGUAUAGUUAGAAAAGCAACUAUUCUCAUAUAUACAUCAUCUUGGUUUAAUUUUUCUUUGAGGUACUAUAUGUUGCACAUAUACAAGCUGGUUCAAUAUAGGAAAACACGAAAGAUCUGAGGGAGACAAUAGCGAUAAGAAUGACUUUAAAUUCUCCUUGCAUCUCCUACACGUCAAUUCUCGUUAACCCCUGCCCAUCACCAUUCUCUGUUUCUUGUUUUUCAAGAUGUAGUUAUCAAUUAAUUUCUCUUAUCCACAAUAGCUAAUAUAUGAUAAUUCGAUCGACUAAAGGUAAGAACUAAGAAGUAAGAACAUAAUGAUUUUGUAUAUGGAAACAGUAGACUAGUUAUACUUGCAAGAUUUGUCCUGUCGAAAUAUUUUAGUAACACUUAACAAAAGCUGAGACACGAAAAAGUUCAAAAAUGUGUAACAAGUUAGAUCGCUGGAGUUUACAUAUAAUCUAUGCUCGUCUCAUCCAUUAACUACCAACAGAGUAAACUAGUAAACUUUCCGGCAGAUAUUGUAGCCAGACACCAAACUUGAACGGUAGGGUUUCCGAGCAUCGAAAAUUGAGAAAUUAAGCUGGCAACUGGAGCUUUUUGUUGUUCUUCCAGCU
Brassica napus (rape) is the source of this 2980-nucleotide messenger RNA. RefSeq lists its product as uncharacterized. NCBI's taxonomy places the organism in Eukaryota, Viridiplantae, Streptophyta, Magnoliopsida, Brassicales, Brassicaceae. The transcript has a single exon. The record is from RefSeq and is a predicted model, not a curated record. Bases 1181 to 1387 code for a protein of 68 amino acids.